Penicillium cosmopolitanum is the source of this 1521-nucleotide messenger RNA. RefSeq lists its product as uncharacterized. Bases 1 to 1521 code for a protein of 506 amino acids. The transcript is spliced from 6 exons. NCBI's taxonomy places the organism in Eukaryota, Fungi, Ascomycota, Eurotiomycetes, Eurotiales, Aspergillaceae. The record is from RefSeq and is a predicted model, not a curated record.
AUGAAAGUCUUCCUAUGCGCCGCAAUAGCCCUCAGUUGGACCCAUCACGCCCUAGCUAAAAGCUGCUCGGAUCUUUUAAGAUAUCAGGCCUUGAAUAGAACCGCAAUAGAAAAUGCCGAGCCUACACAUCUCAGCUCAUCGGCUGAUGGAAUUGCGUACUGUCGAGUCUCUGGGUCCGUGGCAUAUGGCGAGCGUGGCAAUUCUGUGAGGUUUGAACUCUGGCUGCCUGAGCAGAAAUCUUAUAACAACCGCUUCAUGGUUGUGGGCAAUGGCGGGUUUGCCGGAAUAAUUGAUACGGCCAGUAUGGAAAAGCAAUUGGAACAAGGGUUUGCUGUAGCAGGAGGUGAUUCGGGCCAUCUAGAAGUUAACAAUGGAAAUGGAACGACAACGUCUGGGCAGUAUAUUCCGUUCUUGAAUGAUGCCGAGCAGACAAAGGCAUGGAUACACGACUCCAUUGCCAUUAUAACUGAGCCAACACGAGAUAUUACUUCCGAGUUCUAUGGCAGUUCUCCGAAGCACAGUUAUUAUAACGGUUGCUCGACAGGCGGUGCGCAAGGAUUUGCGCUUGCUCAAUACCAUCCUCACCUCUUCGACGGAAUAUAUGCUGGCUCACCAGGUAAUUGGUAUUCCCACUUGAUGCUAUCAUUUUUAUGGAACAGGGAGCGCACAAAGGGCGAUGCAUACCUUGAUCAAGCCACGCUGAACGCCACGACGAAGAAAAUUCUAGACGCUUGCGAUGAAAUAGAUGGUGUCAAGGACGGUUUGAUUGAAAACCCACUACUCUGUCAUUUUGACCUCGACACAUUAGCUCGUUCAUCUGCGACGACUGUUGCUAGUCAUAACCAGACAUGUCUGAGUCCGAAACAGAUCCAGUCCCUAAAGUCCAUCUACGCCGGGCCGAGAAAUCCCAGAACAGGUGCAAUAAUCUAUCCUGGAUUUGAAUUCGGCUCGGAGCGGGAAUUGAUGCUGCAGGAAACAUCUCUGUAUUUAGCCUAUGCAGCACCACUCUUGCAAAACUUGGUGUUCCACAACCUUUCGUAUGAAGUUGACACUUUCGAUUUCGACAAGGAUGUUGCAAAAGUGAAUAGUUUGGCAAGUCCUCUUAUUGAUGAAAUUUCAUCUGAUCUCGAUGCUUUCCGGCUACGUGGGGGAAAGAUGAUUGUGACUCAGGGUUGGACCGAUCCAUUCAACGCUCCAACUUGGCCGAUUGAGCAUCUUAAACAGCUCGAGAAAGCGAGUCAGCAUGGAUCUGUUGCGGAAUUCUUCAACCUGUACAUGGUUCCCGGUGGCGGUCACUGUGGCGCGGCUGAGACCUAUCCUUCAGUUCCUGCGACAUAUCACGUCAAUGAAGCACUUCUGGCGUGGGUUGAGAAAGACAUCUUCCCAUCCUGGAUCCAGUCGUCGAAUCCCCCAGAUGGUUCAUCGCGAACACGCAAACUCUGCCCCUGGCCCAAGACAGCAAAAUUGCGAGACUUGACGAGACCUGAUAUUUCAGAGAGCUAUGAGUGUGACCAGGACUAA